UUGGUAUUUAUUUAUAUAUAAUUUUUUUGUUUGUGUGAUUGCUGUUUGGCUUCGAAUUUUAUAUCCAGAUAAAUAUUUUUUUAAUCUCCUUGGUUGAUCGGUGAACACAAAAAAAAAAAUCUAAAAUAAUCGCAAAAUACAUUUUGAAGAAGCUACACGAUCAACGACAACAACACAAGGAUUUCGAUUGCUGAAAAAGUUGACUCUUCUUAAUUGGAUUCGUUGUCUUGGUUUCUGGGUUUUCUUCUUCUUCUUCUGCGGCGCUCUUCAAUUUUACCUUGCGACCAGCGAGAAAAGAAAAAAAAUCAUCCAUUGAAGAAGGACCUUAGGUUAAGCCCCAUGGUGUGGUAUGUGCAAAUUGGACAAAACCUAGAUGGGUGUUUCUCUUCUGAAACAACAACAUCGUAUUACUAAUCAAGCUGAUACUUUUUCUAGAUUCAUGGAAAGAUCACCAGAGAAUAAUCUUAGCCGAAAUGAGCACAUCAUCAUUGACAUUCCAAGAAAUGCCGCCAUUGCAUCAUCAUCUUCAUCUCAUGAUAGAAUCUCCAAUGUUUUGGAACCUUUACAACAUGAGGACGAUAGACCUUCAACUGUUCCUCCCAUGUCUGCUCCUCAGCCAGCUACAGCUACAGCUUCUUCUUCUUCUUCUAUGCGAUCAAAUCCUAGAAGUGUCCGUCGUAGAAGAAGUCCUUUAAAUUCUGGCUUAUGGAUUUCUAUUGAACUAUUCCUCACCGUUGGUCAGAUCAUUGCAGCUAUUGUCGUUUUGUCUUUGUCAAAACAUGAGCAUCCUCGUGCACCCUUGUUCACCUGGAUUGUGGGUUAUGCUUGUGGAUGCGUUGCCACACUCCCACUUUUGUACUGGAGAUAUUAUCAUUCGAAUCAGGCUUCUGAACAGGAUUCUGGCCAGCAUCGUCCUAAUCUUAAUGUUGCAGCUGGACCUUUCGCCUUCUCGAUUUCCAGGACAUCUGAAGGAGAUGGUCGACAGACUAAUACCACCUCUUCUCGUGUUAGUAGAUAUCCUGGGUUCAUAAGUGCUGCCAGACUUAAAGUUAUCGUGGAAUACUUCAAAAUGGCUCUGGAUUGCUUCUUUGCGGUGUGGUUUGUGGUAGGUAAUGUAUGGAUAUUUGGAGGGCAUUCAUCUGCUGCCGAGGCUCCUAACUUGUACAGAUUAUGUUUAGUGUUUCUUACCUUUAGCUGUAUUGGCUACGCGAUGCCCUUCAUCCUCUGUACAACAAUAUGUUGUUGCUUGCCGUGCAUAAUCUCAAUUCUCGGAUAUAGAGAAGAUUUAACUCAACCUCGAGGUGCCACACCUGAGUCGAUUAAUGCAUUGCCAACUCAUAAGUUUAAGUUGAAGAAAAGCAGAAGUAGUGGCGAUGACAAUGGUUCAAGUACUAGCGAAGGUGGAGUCGUGGCGGCUGGAACAGAUAACGAACGUGCUAUUUCAGGAGAGGAUGCAGUCUGUUGCAUUUGCUUAGCGAAAUAUGCAAAUAAUGAGGAGUUGAGAGAGCUUCCAUGCUCACAUUUCUUCCACAAAGAGUGCGUUGACAAAUGGCUGAAGAUCAAUGCCUCUUGCCCUCUUUGCAAGAGCGAAGUUGGGGAGAAGAACUCUGAUUUGACAAGCCAAGGGAUCUUGAGCUCGCUCUCUUCUGGGGAAAACGAUAACCAUCAACAACAACAACGGAGUGAACUUAGAGUUGAUAAUGGUUUGGCCAAUAAUGUUAUCUAGAUCUCCGAGAUUUGCUGUGUUCGAGAAAACGGCACAAGAAAGCUGUUUUGCGAUGUUCCUACACAAAAUGGGGUUUGCUUCUCAUUGCUAAGAAGGUGAAGAAAGACACAGCGAAGAUCCUGUUCUGUAAAUGCUUUUUGCCGUUGUGAAUUGGAACCUCUGAGUGUAGAAGAGUUCGAUAAUCGGUGAUUGAGUUUGAGCGUGUUCCAAAUACUUGUUUUUAUAUAUUCUCUGAAUUUGUCACGAGUACCACCUCUAUACUAGAGCCUGGAAUCUUUCGAGAGACCCUGGAAAGCUUGUGCAGCUAAAUUGCCUCA
Messenger RNA from Arabidopsis lyrata subsp. lyrata, 2043 nucleotides. Its product is annotated as E3 ubiquitin-protein ligase At1g12760. Bases 374 to 1726 code for a protein of 450 amino acids. The transcript is spliced from 5 exons. Lineage: Eukaryota; Viridiplantae; Streptophyta; Magnoliopsida; Brassicales; Brassicaceae. Gene Ontology annotation, molecular function: zinc ion binding. The record is from RefSeq and is a predicted model, not a curated record.